This is a messenger RNA of Protobothrops mucrosquamatus (brown spotted pit viper), 1072 nucleotides long. RefSeq names its product glutamate rich 2 (gene ERICH2). The transcript has 13 exons. The record is from RefSeq and is a predicted model, not a curated record. Bases 55 to 987 code for a protein of 310 amino acids. Lineage: Eukaryota; Metazoa; Chordata; Lepidosauria; Squamata; Viperidae.
UGUUGCUAUGGCAACUGGGUGGCUGCCCGUCCCCGUAGAGACGCUUUCGGUAUUAUGCAGGGAGCAACUCCGGAGUUCAGCGUCUUAUCUCGCGGGCAACCGAGUCACGCCAUGAAUAGAUUAAAUGUUCUUGUGGGGCAAGGAAUGCCUAGGCCAGGGGCUUCUAAGGUUUCUGGAAUGAUGGAAGUGAUCGCUCCUGAAGAUGGGUUUAUCUUAGAAACUCGUUUGCCUUUGUCAAGGCAUAAUGGUUUAGGAAGGACAGAUGCAAUGAAGGGACAAAAGAAUAAGCAUAGUGGAAGAUUGCAUGUGUUUGGUCCAGAAGAGGAAGUAGUUAUUGAACCCGUUCAAACAGUCCCACGCAUGGGAUGUGGAAAUGAAUCUACAAGCAGAUCUUACACUCCGUCAAAGCAGAUCUUGUUAUGUACAGCUAAAUCAUUAGAAAAACGGAAUGCUUUAGCAGCAAGAAUUGCAAAAAAGAAAAAUCUAAAGAUGAAUGUAAGACCGCAUGACUGCCUUGAAGGAACAGGUGAAAAAAUGAAAAAUUCCAGGAUUGAUGAAAAGACUGUCAACAAUGAAGUCAGUACUGAACCACAAAAGGACAGCAUGGACCAAAAAAAGGGUGAUGAAAAGCCACCAGAUAGUUCAGAUGAUGAAAACAACACUGGCCAAACAAACAAUGAAGCUCAAAAGAGAAUUGCACCACUGCAAUUGAUGGGAGAGUUUCUGAAAGCAAUAAUGGAACGGAAAUAUAAUCUUGCAAAGAAGCUUUGUCAGAUGAUUCUGAUAUAUGAACCCAGCAAUCCUGAGGCUAAGCAGUUUCUUCCACUUAUUGAGAAGAAACUGCUUCUAGAAAGUCAGUGUCCUGACAAAGAAGAUGAGGAAAGUGACGAAGAGAGCAGUGAUGAGAAUGAAGAAGAGACCAACAGCUCAGAAGACAGUGAGACUGAAAGUGAAACAAGUUCUGAAGAUUCUCAUCAAGAUUCCUAGAAAUUUGAAAGCACCCUAAAUAAAUGUUUCUUUUUCUUUUUUUCCUGCAAAAUACAUUAAAAUCAAUAGUCCAUUAAUUCAGCUA